Molecule: messenger RNA, 1005 nt
Organism: Sorghum bicolor (sorghum)
Lineage: Eukaryota; Viridiplantae; Streptophyta; Magnoliopsida; Poales; Poaceae
Product: glutathione S-transferase T3
Exons: 2
Coding region: 1-1005 (334 amino acids)
Source: RefSeq, a predicted model, not a curated record
AUGGAUCAUCAAGGAGAAGAUUUCUUGUCCGGGAUUCUUUUGAAUAGAGAUGCUGCCCAUGUUUCUGGUUUGGACGACAAUGGAAUUCCGCUGACUGCACAGGAAACCCAGAGUAGUCCAGAGGUGGAAGCUGUUGCUAGUCAUGGUAACAAGGGAACGAAGAGGUCCAAAAAUUUUAGUGUGGAUGAAGAUGAACUUGUUUGUGAAGGAUGGUUGAUUGCUAGCAAAGAUCCCAUCCACGGGGCCAAUCAAAAUCGUACCUCGUUUUGGGGUAAGGUUCAUGCUUACUUUGAGAAGCACAAUAAAGGUACAACUCCAAGGACAGAUAGUUCACUUCUGCAUAGAUGGCUCACAAUUCAGUCUCUAGUGAACAAAUUUUGUUCGUGUUAUGAAGCGAUUGAACGUAGAAAUCAAAGUGGUACAACUAUACAAGACAGGAUUGCAAGUGCCCUCAAGAUGUUUUCGGGGGUAGAAACCAAGGAGGGGAAGAAGUGCAGUGUGGUGUCUUGUUGGAACAUACUUAAGGAGGAGGACAAGUGGAAAGCCAAGAGGAUUGAACUUCUAGAGCUGGAGAAACAAGCAGGCACAGGAAAAAAGACCAAAAAGAAUUCCACCAAAGUCGCCAGGCCAAGGGAAGACAACAAUGACCAUGAGAAAGAGGCCACCGAUGCUACUGCUGCUGCAGAAACCGGAGGAAGGAAAAGGUCUGAUGGGGUAAAGAAGGUUAAAGAAAAUCUUAGGCGAGGAGGUGGCGAAGCUUGCUUGGAGGCCCUCGACAAGAUGUGGGCAAAGAAGGAGGUGGCCGACAACGAAAAAGAGAAGGCAAAGCAGGAGAGGUUCCUGACGGCACUAGAGCUAGACAAGGAAGCACUUGAGGUAGAGAAGAAGCGUCUAGUAACUGAGGAAAAAAGAGCUCAAGCGGAGGACAAACGAGUUGAAGCCGACUUGAUGAAGCAGGAAAAAGAAAUUAUGUUCGCCGACACGAACUCUCUCAACCCGAUGUAG